Messenger RNA from Pelobates cultripes (western spadefoot toad), 7015 nucleotides. The record is from the annotation of a GenBank genome assembly. Lineage: Eukaryota; Metazoa; Chordata; Amphibia; Anura; Pelobatidae.
CGCCCCCCGCCCCGGAAGCUGCCUCGCUCGCGGCCCACGUGGUGACCCAGAGCCCUCUCUGUCUAUGGCGCGCGGCCCACGCUGGUUCCGGGGUCACAGGAUCUCGCGAGAUCUCCCGGGUAUAUCAGGCCGCUUCCGCCCUCCUUCGGCCUUCUAUUCUACUGAAAGCACGUAAGUGAUGGCGGCCGGCUGGAGGGGGGCCUGGGGACAAUCCGCCAACAUCCUCGCCAUCCUCGCUCUAUCACACCGCCCGGGGGUCGGCAUGGGGGGCUGGGGGGUCUCAGGGUUAUAGCGGCUGGAUAUUGGGGGGUCUCUGGGUUAUAGCGGCUGGAUAUUGGGGGGUCUCUGGGUUAUAGCGGCUGGAUAUUGGUGGGUCUCUGGGUUAUAGCGGCUGGCUAUUGGGGGUCUCUGGGUUAUAGCGGCUGGAUAUUGGGGGGUCUCUGGGUUACAGCGGCUGGCUAUUGGGGGGUCUCUGGGUUACAGCGGCUGGCUAUUGGGGGGUCUCUGGGUUACAGCGGCUGGAUAUUGGGGGGGGGCUCUCUAUACUGACAGUCCUGCACUGCCCAGGCUAUUCACUAUACUGCGAUAUGGGGGACAUAGACAGCGAGGUUUAUAACGGAUGCUGAUGGCUGACUUGAAGGAUUUCUGGGCCCCAAACUCUCUCAUUGUACCCCCAGCAGGUCAUACAGAAGGGACCCCUAUUGUAAUGUGAUCCUGCAGGAUGAUGGGCAUGGUGUGCCCCCUGGGUAAAUACUACUAAAUAAAGCUUCACCCAAUGCUGCAUUAAAUGCAAUGACUUAUGGGGUGCCCCCUGGUAAAUACUAUUAAAUAAAGCUUCACCUAAUGCUGCAUUAAAUGCAAUGGUUUAUGGUGUCCCCUGGUAAAUAAAGCGUAUUCUAUUCUAGAACCACAUAGAGCAUCACAUUCUGAUUCCUAGACUGCCACUCUAAACAUUCACUAAACUGUAACUUCCUCCUUCAUUGAGCGGAAGUGAUCUGGGUGCCUAUAGUGGUCCUUUAACUUACAGAAUUGACUGCUGCAUUAGGGUGUCACAUAGCCCAUUUGGAUGACUGGAACAGCAAUAAACAAAUCAAUUAUUCCCUUUAGCAUUUAAAUAGGUAAUACAAUAAUGGCUGUUUUUAAGCGUCUCAACAAGGAGGAAGUUACAUUUUAGUGAAUGUUUAGAGUGGCAGUCUAGGAAUCAGAAUGUGAUGCUCUAUAUGGUUCUGGAAUAGAAUACGCUUUAUUUACCAGGGGACACCAUAAACCAUUGCAUUUAAUGCAGCAUUAGGUGAAGCUUUACCAGGGGACACACCAUAAACCAUUGCAUUUAAUGCAGCAUUGGGUGAAGCUUUAUUUAGUAGUAUUUACCCAGUGGGCACACCAUGCCCAUCAUCCUGCAGGAUCACAUUACAAUAGGGUUCCCUUCUGUAUGACCUGCUGGGGGUACAUUGAGAGAGUUUGGGGCCCAGAAAUCCUCCAAGUCAGCCAUCAGCCUCCGUUAUAAACCUCGCUGUCUAUGCCCCCCAUAUCGCAGUAUAGUGAAUAACCCGGGCAGUGCAGGACUAUCAGUAUAGAGAGCCCCCCCAAUAUCCAGCCGUUAUGAAGUGGUCUGGGUGCCAGGUCUAUCUAGUGUUAACCCUUUCUGCUGAAACUAUGUUUACAAAUGGGAUAUUCCAGCCUCUAGUGGCUCUCAUUGACAGCCGCUAGAGGCGUUUCUCACUGUAAUUUUCACAGUGAGAAGACGCCAGCAUCCAUAGGAAAACUUUGAGAAUGCUUUCCUAUGGACUGACUGAAUGCACGUGCCGCGCAUGCAAAUUCAGCCGAUGACGUCGGAAGGAGGAGAGUCCCCAGCGCCGAGGAAGCCCGGCGCUGGAGAAAGGGAAGUUUUUAACUCCUUCCUCCAACCUCAUCCUGGCGGGAGUGGGACCCUGAGGUUGGUGGCACCCUCAGGGCACCAUAGUGCCAGGAAAAAGUUUGUUUUUCUGGCACUAUAGUGGUCCUUUAAUAUUUUAAAGUGCCAACAUGUUCUGCAGCUCAGUCCAUUUGGGGUGCAUUGAUAACACAAUUUACAUAACAGUACAAAAGGAAAAGUACCACAACAGUGAGCUUGGGGUUAAAUAAACCUUGUUUUUAUUCUUUAAUUUUUAAAGCUUUGAUUUUAUUUAAAAAUGUCUUACCUGUUUGUUUCUCUUUACUUUAUAGCAAAUGGCGGACAACGCCGGUGAAAACAGGGGAGGCUUCCGCGGAGGCUUUGGCAGUGGUGGCCGAGGCCGUGGUCGCGGAAGAGGCAGGGGCCGUGGUAGAGGCCGCGGAGCUCGGGGUAAAGCAGAUGACAAGGAAGUAAGUAUUGUUCGUAACACAAAGUAGGAUAUCUGCCUUCCUAAUCUUGUGGACCAUUGAAAUCUUAAAGUACUUUUAUUUUUUUUGAAUCGCAUAUCUGCAUUAGAACUGGUGCCACUAAAAACAAAAAAAUAGAUCAUGUAUACAGGCAAAUUAGCCCUAGGACUCCUCCAAUAUAUGUACAACUAAAGUGUAUUUAAAAAAAACACUUAACUUUCAGUAGGUCUUCUGUGAUUUAUCCCUAUCAUAUGUCCCAUGUGCUUCUCAUACAAAAGAGUAUGCAAGCAAACUACCAGCAUGCAAUUAACUUGCAUACAGAAUUGAGUUGGACAUGAAACUUGAAUCCUUAAAAUAGAGCUGUCCAUUUUGGAGGUCUUGGUAUAUUAUCUGACAACAGAUCUGGUGGCUGCAGGGUGCUGGGAGUUGAGUUUUACUUUCCUCAGGCUUCCCGAUGCAGCUGUAUUUGGCCCCUGGCGCUUCAGCUGCCAAGAGCCUAGUCAGUGCUGUGCUCUUGAACAUGCGCAGGAAAACAUGGAGGUCUAGACAGGAUCCUCCAUAGACCUAGUCUGAAUCCCACAGCCAUCAUUUGUGAUGGAUCCUGGCUUUGGACAAAAAUUGGAAGAGGAGCUCCUACUUUGGUCAACAUCAGGCAUUACCGCAAAGCUUUCCGUACUGUCUUAUGAUCACUUUGAAUUGUUGGCAUUUCAGUGACAUUCCAAUGAAGUCUUAAUCAGUAUUUUAUAAAGAUUAUAUCUUUAUUAGAUAUUGGCAAGUGACAGGUCCAUUUUAAGUAGAAUUUGGAGUCUGGUAUAAACAGGUGCAUACAAACUAGGCAUUGUUUGACGCUGUAAGUAAAUGACACUGCAAAAAUUCAGACAACAUGGACUGUCACUUCUGAGAAUAUUUAUUUUAUUCCCCAAGGUGACACUGCCCCUUACAUGGUGAUGUCCAGAAAUGAAGGGCUACAUAUCUGAACUCUAAUUCCUUGUUGCUGUCUUUCAUUACUAGCAACAUAAUAUACCACGCAACAUGACACUAUUGUUCCCUUGCUUGUUAGACUACUACAGUGUCUUGUAAAAGGCCCCAUAAGACUGGGAUCUUCCACAUAACUAUUGAUCGCAUAAAACAUGUAUGUAAACAUCUAAACCACUUUACAGUCUAGCAAAUCUUGCUGUGCGGGAUUAAUCUGAAAACAAAUGGCCAACAUUUAUUUAUGUGGACACACGGUCAUCUCUAACCUUCCUGGUUAUCAUGGAGGUAAAACCAUUUAUGUAAAUAUCUCUUGUUUUUACAGUGGGUUCCAGUCACCAAGCUCGGUCGUCUGGUAAAGGACAUGAAAAUCAAGUCCCUUGAAGAAAUCUACCUGUUCUCCCUUCCCAUCAAGGUUAGUUUUAAGCUUGCUCAUCAAGUAAAGUGGGGGAGGGGGGUCAUUCCACAGCUUGAGAGGUGCAGAAAAGGGGUUGACAAUAAAGCAAAAUUUGCUUUAUAAUGCUAUAACAAAGUGUACACGUUGUACUGAAGGUGGGUUUCUGGAGUGCCCCUUUAACUUGCUUACAGCAAACCUUUGCAGUCAGAAGCUGAUAGGUGAGGUAUAACGUGCAUAGAAAGCUAUUGCGGCUUUAGGAACGACUAACACACUUCCUGCUUUAGUGAUGGCUCACUGCAGACGCUGCAAAUCCUAGAUUGCGUUUAAAACUGCGCAAAAUGGGGGGUCAAUAAAAUCGGACCAUAGCUUUGAAAAGGUCUCAUACUUGCAAACAAACACAAUUGGUGCCAGAGAGCUCCAGACUCUAACAAAUUUAAUGACGAGCGCUGCAGAAUAACUUGGGGCUAUACAAAUACCAAUAAUAAACAUGGUUAUAGUGCCUACAGUGCCCCCUUAAGUGAUCUUUACAAAUAUGGCUGCAUCAAAUUUUAUCCAAAAUUCUUGUUUUUUGAUAGUUAUGUAUUUAGAUAAAUAUUCUUAUAAAGCAUUAUAAAUACAAAAGUUUUAUGGACGUAGAAUGGGUUAAAGAUUGCUGGAUAAGUAUAGCUUUGCUGUUAUUAUGGAGGCUAGAACUCUGCUUCAGGAAAGCGUUCACCCAUUUGCUUUUUUCAAAGUUCACCCAUUUGCUUUUUUCAUCAUCCAUAGGAGUCUGAAAUCAUCGACUUCUUCCUGGCCUCCUCUCUCAAGGAUGAGGUUCUUAAAAUUAUGCCUGUGCAGAAGCAGACACGUGCCGGUCAGCGAACCAGGUUCAAGGUAUGGAUCACAUGCAAAAAACAUGGGCUUCUCUCCUGUAUUUAGUCUAGUACAGUUUGAAGAAUUUUUGUAUAUUCUUUUAAUCGUUGCCUUAAAUAUUUCUCUUUAGGCUUUUGUUGCCAUUGGAGACUACAAUGGACAUGUCGGUCUUGGUGUGAAAUGUUCCAAAGAAGUUGCCACUGCUAUCCGUGGAGCCAUCAUCCUGGCCAAACUUUCCAUCGUACCAGUCCGUAGAGGCUAUUGGGGUAACAAGAUCGGCAAACCCCACACCGUACCCUGCAAGGUGUGUAUGUGGAAACAAUGACAAGCUAAUGGCUGCGUGGCCACUUACCAAAUCCCUAGUUUGGGCAAAAGCUAGGCACUAUAAAAUAAAAUGCACAUUAAAUCUCAGCUGUUCUGGCAAUCUCUAGCCUGCACAAUAGACUUUACUUCCCAGCUUUCUUGGAAACUUGUAAACCAUGAAACCAGUCCUCUAAGCUGUCUAAUCUCUCAGCUCUGCUCAGUUACACCUAUAUAUGUGGUGUGGUUGUCUUUACGUGAGAGAGAAAGUAACGCAUUUCUAAUGCACGGCAGGUUGACCAUUUACUCCGGUCAUCCUGUUCCUUUUUGAGGUGCUACAUAAAGAAUGUUUCAUUCUAGAACAGUGGUUCCCAAACUAGCUCGCAUUGCCCAGCAACAGUACAUAAUUUAUGCAAUUUACUUUUCUAUUCCAGUGGGGGUGGUUACAAAACCUGGACUAGUUAGGAAACCAUUGUUCUGGAACAUGUGGGAAUCCCAGCUUAAAGGAACUGGACUUAUUGUGCAAGCGAAAAAUUCUUCAGUCAGUGCCUAGUCACUGUAGCAUUAUAGACAAUUGGAAUAUGAAUAAAACAUCCAAUUGACCCUUCUGUUAAUAUUCUACAGUUAUUAAAUGUUUCCUGAUAUUUAACAAAUUGCUUGUGUUUAAUGGCUUAUAUUGUCUGUCUUCCAGGUGACUGGUCGCUGUGGCUCUGUGUUGGUGCGUCUGAUCCCAGCCCCCAGAGGUACUGGCAUUGUGUCUGCCCCCGUUCCCAAGAAACUGCUGAUGAUGGCUGGUAUUGACGACUGUUAUACAUCAGCAAGGGGCUGCACUGCCACCCUUGGCAACUUUGGUAAGUGGUCUUACCCUGGAUCUAAAUGUGCAAUCCAGUGUAGAGAUAAUACAGCCAUUGACUGCACUUGCAGUUCUUUAAUGUUAUCUCUUGGAACGUAAAGCUUUUAGUUUACACCUAACUGUAUUGGCUGAAACAGAUAAUUCUAUCAUUCUCUCAGCUCUGCUCAGUUACACUCUUCCUACAUAGUGUACCUGUCUUUACAUGGGAGAGAAAGCAGUAUGAGCUUACAAUGCACGACAGGCUAGCCCUGUUCUGUGGCCACCUUGUUCCUGUUUGAAGCUCUACAAGGUUUCCACAUCCCAGUAUAGUAAAGGGGAUUAUAAGAGGCAAGAUAUUAAACUUACCAAUUUUCUCCUUCAGCUAAAGCCACUUUUGAUGCCAUCUCAAAGACUUACAGCUACCUGACUCCUGACCUCUGGAAGGAGACUGUGUUCACAAAGUCCCCAUACCAGGUAAUUUCAAUCCACUGAAGCAUUUUGAGUUUACCUUAACCAUCUCUAUGGUCACAGCAUUUCUGCAUGUCAAUUGCACACAUGUGGCUUCAUGUUUCCAGUAUAAAAAAAUACAGAACAGCAGAAUAUAUAAAAAGGUAUUUAAAGAGAUUUUAAGACUUCAAAGGGGAAUUUCAUUUGAGUACUCUAACUAAAGCUGUAUUAGUAUUGAUCUAGAACAGGCUUCCCCAAACUCCAGCCCUCCAGAUGUUGCUGAACUACAACUCCCAUGCUUGUCACCCUAUCUAGUUCAUUCAUAGAAUCAUGGGAGUUGUAGUUCAGAGCCUGCUGUAUAAUAUGGAUUUAGGAUUUGUUUUGUACAAGACCUUCCUGAUUCAGUGUUUGUGUGGGCAACACUGAAAAUACUAUGGGAAAACAGGCCCCAUGUUUGAGUGGAAUUACACUGGCGUAUAAUGUAAGAAUGAGCAGUUUGUGAAGUGACUUACAAUAACUGAAUUGCUCAAAGAACAUCUUCAGAUAUACUAACUUUUUUAGUUAAAGUAAUAAUUGGUAGUGCAAGUCUUGUUAUACAGAACUUCUAACUUUUUUUCUUCCCUUCUGUCUGUAUAGGAGUAUACUGACCAUCUUGCAAAGACUCACAGCAGAGUGUCUGUGCAGAGGACCCAGGCUGCCGCUGUACCUGCCACCUCCUAAGGAAAACUUCUCAAUUUGAAAAUAAAACGAACCUUGUUUUGACAAUAAAUUGUCUGUUUCUUUAACUUGCAGUACAUCAAAUUGUGAAAAUCUUUCUUUAAUGUGGUGGGAACUGAGGACCUAAACAGGCACCAGGGCAUUAUACCAUUAUUAAU